Messenger RNA from Cercopithifilaria johnstoni, 1605 nucleotides. NCBI's taxonomy places the organism in Eukaryota, Metazoa, Nematoda, Chromadorea, Rhabditida, Onchocercidae. The record is from the annotation of a GenBank genome assembly.
AUGGUUCAAACAUUAUUCCACGAAAAUAUCGCUGUUUACUGCACUGACACAAAUGGCCAAACAACUAGUAAAAGUCGCAUAAUCUUGAAUUUGAAAAUAGAUGAACGACAGAAUCGAUCAGAAAAGGUUGGAGUUCUCAAAAUUUUUGUGAACGGUCAUUCUGGAACAAAGGCCAAAUGCUUAUCGCUGAUUAUGUCGAAUGCUGUCCGACCGGAAUUUAUAUUUUGCAUAUCACGAGAUGAUGAUCCUUUAUUCAUAUAUAUGCUGUCACUUCGGCGAUCGGAAUAUGAAUUGUUAAAACAAGAGCAAGAAUUAGAUGCCGAAUUCGAAGCAUUUCCUAAGAAAAUAGUCGAUUUUGUUACUUACUUGGAUGGUAGUUGUGGAUCUCAUCUUCGGGGAGGCCUUUACGAUGAUAAUACUUUAUUCAGGUUUGACCUAGUUGGAAAAAUGGGCUUCAAAUGGGUUACAGUUCUUUCUUUACCUCUUCAGAGAGUAACUGAUAAAGCUUUAAUAACGCAUCUUGUUGAAAGAAUUGUGAAAUAUAAGGGGUAUUUAAAAGAGCUAGAUACAUUACGUGAUUCGUUAUCAUCGGAACAAGCGGAAAACAGAAGUCUGCGAAAUUCACUAACUGCAAAAGAAAAGAUGCAUUCAGAUUGUUUGCAGAAGUGGGAAGAAGAGCGUAAUGAAAUUAUUGGAAGCAAGCAUAAACUUGAAGAGUUGAACGAAGAACUUCAGGCAGAUAGACAAAUGCUUACACAAGAGGUGAGCACUUUAAAGGAAGAAGUAGUCGAUUUUCGUGAUCGAAUUGAUGAUCUGAUUGAACAAGUUAAUCAGUUGGAAGAUAGAGUGCAUGUCCUAACGGAAGAACUCGACACUUCCGAGAACCAACUACGUGAUUUGGAACAAAAGAAAGAGGAAUUGCAACAGGAACUAAAUGACAGAGAUGAAGAAACGCAUAGCCGUAUAGUGCAGAUACGUAAUCUGAAAAAUGCAAUAGAUGAUGCUGACAGAGAAAAUAAGGAAUUACGCGAGAAAUUACAAUUUGUUAACGAAGAGAUAAAUCAUUGGAAAAGUGAGCAUGAUAAAGCUGUUUCGAUUAUUAAAAAAUUAUAUAGCGAAAAAACUCGUCGUGUUGCUACUGAUGAUGGUAUAAUGACGAAUGAAAAAAUGAAUGAUAUAGAAAAAGAUUUGGAAGAACGUAAAAGAACUAUUGAUGCUCUGACUGAUUCAAAUACACAGCUUAGGGCAAAGCUAGAAAAUCUGUCAACGGAGUGUGAACGAGCAAAGAAAGAUGCGGAAAUGUGGAGAAUUAAAUGUGAAAAAAAGGAAACACUAAUCAGUGAUCUUAUUCAAUACCGACGAUCACCCAUCAUUAGUCCAUCACAGCAGCAAUCAAAUUUGACUUAUGGAAAUACCACACCGACGGUUUAUCCGCGUGUCUUAGGAGUGACAAAUUGGACUGCUCAAAUAACUACGCCUUUACGAAAUAUGGGAGCUGUGUCAAAAACUCCAGAUGAACAAAAGGAAAGCGGACUAAACUCGUUGGCCAUAACACCACCAACUGAACCACAAAAUUUAGUAGGAUGCGCAAGAGCUAAAACUUAA